AGAGUUCAAAAACCAGAAACGACAGAAGGAUUUCAGUUUUUGAUAAUACACCGGCAACCUGUUACUGCUGUAGCUCUAUCGGAGGAUGAUACCAGAGGAUUUUCAGCUUCUAAGGAUGGUACUAUUGUUCAUUGGGAUGUCAAUAGUGGAAAGAAUGAGAAGUAUGUGUGGCCUAGUGAUAUAGUGUUGAAAUCUCAUGGUGCUAAGGACCCACAAGGUCGAGCUAAUAAGCACAGUAAGCAAGUUCUAGCAUUGUCCGUUAGUUCUGAUGGUCGAUAUUUGGCAAGUGGUGGCCUAGAUCGUCAUGUUCAUUUGUGGGAUAUCCGUACUCGGCAACAUAUUCAGGCGUUUCCAGGGCAUAAAGGACCUGUGUCUUGCUUAACAUUUAGGCAAGGAACUUCAGAACUUUUUUCUGGUUCAUUUGAUCGAUCUGUCAAGAUCUGGAAUGCAGAAGAUAGAACUUACAUAAACACGUUAUUUGGUCACCAGAGUGAAGUGUUAACAAUUGACAGCUUGAGGAAAGAACGUGUAUUGACCGUUGGACGUGACCGGACCAUGCAUUUGUGGAAGGUACCAGAAGAAUCUCAACUAGUAUUUCGAGCUUCUGCAUCAUCCCUGGAAUGCUGCUGCUUUAUUAGCAAUGAUGAAUUCUUAUCGGGUUCUGAUGAUGGAAGCAUUGAACAUUGGAACAUAUUACGUAAGAAGCCUGUCCAUAUUGUAAGAAAUGCACAUGCCUCAUUGAGUCAGAUCAAGUUUGAACAAAGACAUAAUGGCUUAUCAAAUGGCCACAUAGAAAAUGAUGCCCAAGAUUCUGAAAAACCUUAUUCAACGGCUCUUUCCUGGGUCAGUUCAGUGGCUGUAUGUAGAAGCAGCGAUCUUGCCGCCUCUGGAGCCGGAAAUGGUUGUAUACGUCUCUGGACGAUUGAGAGUGAAUCCAAAGGCAUUCGUCCUCUGUUUGAGCUCCCCCUGGUUGGAUUUGUGAAUUCUCUAUCUUUUGCGAAAUCUGGAAGGUUCCUUAUUGCUGGUGUUGGGCAGGAGCCCCGAUUAGGAAGAUGGGGACGAAAUCCUGUUGCCAAAAAUGGAGUUGCAUUGCAUCCUUUGGAGCUUUCUUGAGACAGUAUGAGACUUUGGAAAGAAGUAUGAGUUGCUAACGUUUCUUGAUUGGGGGUCAAUUUUAUUUUUUUAUUUUUUUUGUAAUAGCUAUUUUACCUCGCUUUCACCCCCAAAUGAAUUUUGUCUCGAUCAAUUUGUGUUUAGCUCUCAAUUUUAAGGACUUGGUAAAUACAAGUUGGCCACAUUAUGAGUCUAAGUAGCAAUUAGGUGACAUUUUAUUAAUCUGCCAUCUUAAAUGAGUUGA
Messenger RNA from Olea europaea var. sylvestris, 1357 nucleotides. RefSeq names its product U3 snoRNP-associated protein-like YAOH. The record is from RefSeq and is a predicted model, not a curated record. Gene Ontology annotation, molecular function: snoRNA binding; protein binding. Lineage: Eukaryota; Viridiplantae; Streptophyta; Magnoliopsida; Lamiales; Oleaceae. The transcript is spliced from 6 exons. The annotation marks the transcript as partial. Gene Ontology annotation, cellular component: small-subunit processome.